CGAAAUCAGCAGGCGGAUGUGCUGUUGCGCGGGAUGUUUUUAGGAAGAUCCUGUAAUUUCUGUCUCUCCGUUUGUUGUUUGGCGGUUUGAUGUGUUUUUUUGCAUGGCGUGUAAAUGAGUGGGCUGCCUAUUGGUCAAACAGGAAGCGUUUAUGAUUUCGGUUUUGACACAUCGUGACACCCGAGAAAUAAAUGAAAUAUACGUAUGUAAGACAUCCGAUCUCUACGCCGAAACGUCGCGUAACAGCCGUUAUGCGAAAAAGUUCUUAAGAAGUCCUUUCAGAAUUUGUGCGUGCGUUGGCGCAGCGUCACGCGUUGUAUAAGACGACGCGAUGCUAAGAACCAGCCGGAACUCCUUUCCGCGCCCGCAGGUCAAAUACAAGAAAUCCCGUCAGCAUCCCCACGUUUUCGACUCGAACGAGGAGACAUCCAACAUGCCACCGUCUAGCACUCUGUUUCGGCGCCGCACCGCGUCGCCUCUUAAAGCUAUCUCAAAACGCCGCUCGACCUUUGACCACAGCAACGUCAAUGAUCUCGAAAUCGGUUAUGUAUGCCCACAUGUCCCUUAUUGCUUCGGUUAUCCCUACGAUCCAUCCAAUAGCUCCAGUUUAGUGCCGACACCACGGCAUGACCUUUACGAGACAGCGGUGAUUAACGUCGGCGGGAAGCGGUACGAGACGCUAAUCAGCACACUGAAUCGGUUUCCUGGAACGUUGUUAGGCGAUCCGGUGAAACGUGAUCGCUACUUCAAUCCUAACACGAAGGAAUAUUUCUUCGAUCGGAAUCGCGCUUGUUUCGAUCCCAUCUUCGAGCUGUACCAGACCGGUGAGCCGCUGUACCGUCCGCAUAACGUGCCGAUCCAGAAGUUUGUUCGGGAGUUGUUCUUCUAUGAAGUGGGCGAAGAGGUCAUUAAUGAGUUUCUCGAAGGGGAGGGGCUACUGCGCGAGCAUGUACUACUGCCGAAGAAUCCAUUACAACGCUAUAUAUGGAAGAUAUUCGAGACAACGGACAGCUGCUGGGCCGCGCGGAUCAUCGCGGUGGUGAACGUACUCAUGGUGUUGAUGGCGGUGGUGACAUUCUGCAUUCAGACACUACCCGAGUACCAGACCCGCGAUGUAUUUGUUAAUGGGACAUUAGCCAUUAAUGUUGAUAGCUGGGGCGAGAAUAAUGUCUCCAAUCCGUUCUUCAUCGUGGAGACCUUGUGCACGAUCUGGUUCACUCUGGACCUGGUGAUCCGCUUCAGUGUCAGCCCACUGAAGAACCGGUUUUUCCUGAAUGGGAUGAAUAUUAUCGAUAUACUAUCGAUUAUGCCGUACUUCAUUGAUUUGGCGCUGAAUUCGCCUCAGGAACACAUUGCCGGGGAGCCGUCCAAAGUCAUGUUGUUGACGAUUCUACGCAUUUUACGGGUGAUUAAGAUAUUCAGAGUGUUUAAGCUGGGCCGGUAUUCCAAUGGACUGCAGACCUUGGCCAUGACCUUACGAGCCGCAAGGUACGAAGUCGGCCUCAUGUUGGUCGUGGUGUCCAUAGGAGUGAUCGUAUUCAGUGCGGCUGUUUAUUACGCCGAACUGGGCAGUGGUCAGGAGACGAAGUUCACCAGUAUUCCGGCUGGUUUUUGGUGGGCGAUUAUCACGUGGACCACCGUUGGCUAUGGAGAUGUUGUGCCGGUAUCUAUUGGUGGGAAAAUCGUCGGUGGAUUUUGUGCCUUAUGUGGGAUUCUGGGUCUGUCGUUCAUGGUGCCGGUGAUAGUGGCGCACUUUGAACAUUUUUUCUAUCGUGCACAAGAUCUAGAAAAGCUGGACGAGGUUUUUCAGGAGGUGAAGGAGCGAAAGAAAUGUCUGACUGCCUUCACGAAAAUGCGCCAACGCCAGAUGAAGACCGGCGAAUAUGCCACGAAAAUGUCCAAUGGAUCGCUUCUGGUUGUUCCCCUCAGAAUCGACGAAGCUGUGAUUGUCGAUGAAACGACGAAGGAAAGCGAGGCCUAAAAUUACUCUGAGUGACCCACCAACCUUGUUAGUUGUUAGCAUUAACGUGUACCCCCGAGUAAAACACUGUUCGAAUUUUGGCCUUUAACUAACGUUUAGCUAACGUAUUUUUUACAAACUGUUUUACUCGGGACCGUGGUGAACGCGGAAAUGCUUUAAUGAACGGAUGUUGAUGACAAAACUUUGCGCCUUAAUUAUUUGA
Paramacrobiotus metropolitanus is the source of this 2183-nucleotide messenger RNA. Its product is annotated as potassium voltage-gated channel subfamily A member 2-like. The transcript has 4 exons. NCBI's taxonomy places the organism in Eukaryota, Metazoa, Tardigrada, Eutardigrada, Parachela, Macrobiotidae. Gene Ontology annotation, molecular function: delayed rectifier potassium channel activity; protein binding. Gene Ontology annotation, cellular component: voltage-gated potassium channel complex; membrane. The record is from RefSeq and is a predicted model, not a curated record. The coding region runs from base 332 to 1981 and encodes 549 amino acids. Gene Ontology annotation, biological process: protein homooligomerization; potassium ion transmembrane transport.